AUGGCGACGCGACCUCCUCCAUCACCUACCUCCUCCACACCAUCUGCUAUUGAAUCAUCAUCAUCAUCAUCAACGACCAGUAACGGUAGACCCAAGAUCCAUCGCAACAGCUUUCCUUUUAUACCCCGUCAGCUCAGUCAAAGUUUCAAAGCAGCUCUUCCAUUUCCACGAUUGUAUUCAGGUCCCUUAUUUGCCGCUCCCUCUGUUUCCGUCAGCCAUACCCAUAUUGUGAGCAAUAGCAGCAGUGUGGGUCCACUCACACCACCUCUUACCAUUGAUUCCUUUCCUACACCCAUCCCAUCUGAUCAUCCUACCACCACCAACACAGCUACCGCUACCUCUAAUCCUCCAUCUCAUUCAACUACACCUAUGGAUACCCAUAACAAAUUACGCAUGGUCGUCAUUGCUCAACAAAAACAGCAACAACAACCAUGGAUACGUAAACCGCCUUUUGCUGUGGGUGACGUGGUUCAUGACAUGUAUUGUUGCAUGUUUCGGAUAACGCUUGAUUCAAAAGGAACGAUGGCGGCCUUGUGCUAUCUACCUACCCGAUUCCAAAAAAUGAUCGAGUUUUAUCAUACGGAAAUCCCGGUGGCAUACCGAGAUUUAGGUCUAGGUGAUCUCUUGGUGACUCAGGGGUUUCGGUGGGCCGAAGCAGCCAAGCUUUUGGUGAUCCCUACUUGUCCUUUUGUUCGACGUUUCCUUGAACACAACAACGAGCCUAAUCGGGAUUGCAUUGUAUACAGCGAAAAUGAAGGAUUAUCGAAAUUAAUGUUACCACCAGCAGCAACAGAAGACGCAUCAUUACAACAACAACAGCACGAUGGGGUGGAAUGA
Molecule: messenger RNA, 837 nt
Organism: Lichtheimia ornata
Lineage: Eukaryota; Fungi; Mucoromycota; Mucoromycetes; Mucorales; Lichtheimiaceae
Exons: 3
Coding region: 1-837 (278 amino acids)
Source: RefSeq, a predicted model, not a curated record